Molecule: messenger RNA, 841 nt
Organism: Tilletiaria anomala UBC 951
Lineage: Eukaryota; Fungi; Basidiomycota; Exobasidiomycetes; Georgefischeriales; Tilletiariaceae
Exons: 1
Coding region: 193-702 (169 amino acids)
Source: RefSeq, a predicted model, not a curated record
CCUCCCACGGUCUGUCGAGGGACGAAUUACCUGAAUAGGUGGUGGUUGACUACACCAUAGCCGCUUGUCCUGGCAUUAGAGUUGGUCCGGAAACCUGACAAAUACCGAGUCCCGAAAUGCGAAGCUUCCGGGAACCUCAUAAAGUCAUUCUGGGGAGCGGCUACUGGAAAUUAAGCUCCGGAAACAGUCUGUAUGAUCACUACAUACUUUACUAGCAAAGUUGGAGAAUUGUUGGUCUGCUUCAUUAUACCUUCAAAGCACGGAUGUGAGGGGGUUCCACGGUCGGCACCAGUCUGGAAACUGCCUUUCUGGGUCACGGAAACCCCCGGAUUGAUUUGGCCGGCGAUCCUGACCCGGUCACUUUCCGUACCGUUUUUGGGUCCUUUUUGGCUCCCGGAAUUCUGGAGGUUCCGUUGGAUGCCCACAGUUUCUCGGCCAGCUUUACCUGCAGUAGAUCAUGGCAUUGAACCUUCGUGCGAGUCUCGCAAGAGCAUGCACAUAUGGAACACCUUCAUUUUCCUGACUUCCGGGACUCGCUCCAGAGGUUAUUGGUCUUGCUUGAUGCUCAGGCCAUGUAAUGCCUUCAUCAAGUCAUGCAACGUCCCGCCGAAGGAGGCCAGCUCUUCACCAACGGUGAGCCUGCUCUGGUCCUCCUGCGCUUGUCCGAUAUCUUCAUCGGUUUCAAGGGGCUCGCCUUGUUGAAGGCGCCUCAAUAGCUGUAAAUCAGACAGCUCUUCUCCGGCAGAUUUGACUGGAGGGCAGGUCGGUGGUUCUUAUUCAUCCAUAGUUAUAAGCUUGUACUUCAAUUGUCAUCGGUGUCCACCAUGUGUGACGCGGAGGA